Messenger RNA from Rodentolepis nana, 204 nucleotides. The record is from the annotation of a GenBank genome assembly. NCBI's taxonomy places the organism in Eukaryota, Metazoa, Platyhelminthes, Cestoda, Cyclophyllidea, Hymenolepididae.
AUGAGUUCAUGGGAUAGAGAAGGAGAGGCGGAAUUCGAUGCAAUGAGGAAGGAGGUGUCGGGAGACGAGAAGCUUGAGUGUGUGAUGGAGACUGACUAUGAGAUAUCUCCGAAUGUCAAGAAUUACUUCGAGCGUGUCGAUUGGUACUCGGAGUCCAACAACUUGGAUGCCUCCUAUGCAAACAGUGAUAGUUCCAGCAACUAA